Molecule: messenger RNA, 1032 nt
Organism: Cydia amplana
Lineage: Eukaryota; Metazoa; Arthropoda; Insecta; Lepidoptera; Tortricidae
Product: gustatory receptor for sugar taste 64b-like
Exons: 7
Biological process (GO): sensory perception of chemical stimulus; detection of chemical stimulus involved in sensory perception of taste
Cellular component (GO): membrane
Molecular function (GO): taste receptor activity
Source: RefSeq, a predicted model, not a curated record
AUUUCUUUUUCAGGUCAUUUAUCGUUUUACGUAUCCAGCGCAGUAACAACUAUUAUUUUCUUUCAAGUGGCAAAGAAAUGGCCUACGUUAAUUAAAAACAUACCUCAUUUUGAAUUGGAUGAAUACGUGGAUACGAGAAUCAAGACGAAGUGUAACGUGUUCAUUGCAAUGUUUUUGACUGUGGCUACCGUGGAACACAUGUUAGCACAAUUUUCUGGUAUAGCAGUGGUGCUAGACUGCGCUGUAGACCAUUCUCGAUUAUACAGAGACUACAUCGAGUCUAGUUUCCCAUGGGUCGUUGAAUUUGGCCUAUCAGACCAUUUUCUUAUUGGGAUUUCUAUACAGUUUAUAAAUAUAACUGCAACUCUAGCCUGGAAUUACUCGGAUCUCUUCAUAGUUUGUAUAAGUUAUUAUUUGACUUCAAUCUUACAAGGAAUCUAUAGAAAAGUGAUUGAUAAUAAAGCUAAGGUAUGUAUGCGAAUGGUCUGCAACUACUUACAUAUAAUGCUUUUACUUCAUUUCUCAGUUUUUGUCCAGAUUUUUACUAUAUUCUCUCAGUUGCAGUACUUGUCGUCAAGUUUUUGGGCUUCGGUUCGAGAGGACUACAACCACGCGGCGCAGCUGGUGCGAGCGGUCGAUGAGGUCGUCAGUGGCGCCGUGUUCGCAUCUUUUACCAUUAAUCUGUUCUUUAUUUGCUUUCAACUGUACAAUCUUUUGUCUUUCAGGCCAUUGGGAGGAUAUGAGAAUGUGAUAUAUCUCACCUAUUCAAUGAUGUUUGUUUUAUUUCGAUAUUUGUGUGUUUCUCUCAUCGCUGCUCGAGUGCACACAACCUCACAGUCCCUGGCUCCUGCACUUUAUGACGUUCCAUCAACCGUUUAUAACGUUGAGGUUCAAAGAUUUUUGGAUCAAGUUCAUCAUGACACACUGGCCUUAAGCGGUCUUCAAUUUUUUUACGUCACCAAAAGUCUCGUUUUGACUGUGGCUGGUUCCAUCUUUACAUACGAGCUGGUUCUAUUGCAGUACGGUGGAUAA